AUGAACCACAAAGGAUGCCGGGAACUGUAGUUGUCAGGCUCCGCGGGACGAGCGGAGGCAAAAGCCUGGGUACCGCCUGUUCAGCUGCCUUCAUUUCCCAUCGUGCUGAGGUGGGUGGCAUGGCGGAGAAGGAUGACACCGGAGUUUGACGAAGAGGUGGUUUUUGAGAAUUCUCCGCUUUAUCAGUACUUACAGGACUUGGGACACACAGACUUUGAAAUAUGUUCUUCUUUGUCUCCAAAAACAGAAAAAUGCACGACAGAGGGACAACAAAAGCCUCCUCCAGGAGUCCUCUCAAAACAGGGCAUCUUGUUAAAAGUGGCUGAAACCAUCAAAAGUUGGAUUUGUUUUUCUCAGUGCAGUAAGAAGGAUGACUUACUUCAUAAAUUGGAUACUGGAUUUAGACUGGACUCACUGCAUACCAUCCUGCAACAGGAAGUUCUUUUACAAGAGGAUGUGGAGCUAAUCGAGCUACUUGAUCCCAGUAUCCUGUCUGCAGGGCAAGCUCACCCGCAGGAACAUGAACACCUUCCAACGCUCUGCUCCCUGGCAACCCCUAAUAUUUGGGAUAUCUCUAUGCUGUUUGCCUUCCUUGGGUUGCUCAUUGUGCUUCCCACCUGGUGGAUUGUGUCCUCCUGGCUGGUGUGGGGAGUGAGACACCUGUAUAGUUGUAUCACAUUUUACUUUUCAAGUUUGCUUGACAGGGUCAGUGCUGCUUGCUCGUUUAAUAAAGCCAGCCAGCCUUGCAGUCCGCAGCUCGCUGGCCUGCGGAAAGCUGUCUACAGGACUGUACAUGCUAACUUCCAAGCAGCAAGGCUGGCCACCCUGCACAUGCUGAAAAACUACCCCCUGAACUCUGAGAGUGACAAUGUCACCAACUACCUCUGCGUGGUGCCUUUCAAGGAGCUUGGCCUGGGACUUAGUGAAGAGCAGAUCUCUGAAGAGGAAGCACAUCGUCUCACUGACGGCUUCGGCCUGCCUGCCCUGAAGGUUCUGUUUCAGCUCUGGGUGGCGCAGAGCUCCGAGUUCUUCCGGCGCCUGAACCUGUUACUCUCCACAGCCCACUUGCCCCAAGAGCCCAAGCUGAACCCGCGGAGCCUGCCGCCCAGCUUUCUAGCUGAGGUGACGCAGGGCCUGCCUAGCGCACACGCUGCCUGCCUGGAGGAGCUGCGGCGCAGCUACGAGUUUCACCGCCACUUCGAGAAGCAGCACCGCCCGGCAUCCCCCCGCACCUCCUGUGCCCCGCAGAAGUCGCGGGAGCUGAGCAGUGUCCACACGGCCGUGCGCAGCUUACAGCUCCACCUGAAGGCACUACUCAAUGAGGUAAUAAUUCUUGAAGAUGAACUUGAAAAGCUUGUUUGUACUAAAGAAACUCAAGAACUAGUGUCAGAGGUUUAUCAAAUCCUAGAACAGAAAUUAAAGUUGAUUGAGCCCCAUGUUCAAGCAAGCAAUAGUUGCUGGGAAGAAGCCAUUUCUCAGGUGGACAAACUGCUACGAAGGAACACAGACAAAAAAGGCAAGCCUCAAGAGGCGUGUGAAAAUCCACACUGCACCGCAGUGCCUCUGCCACAGCCUGCUCUACACAUCGUGGACGAAGACCCGAUCCCAGACUUGCAGGAGUUAGAAGCUUACGUAGACGAUGUAGAUGUGGACAGUGAUUUCCGGAAGGAUGAUCUCUUUUACUUGUCUCAAGAAGACAAGGAAAGACAGAAGCAGGAGCAGGAGGAGUCCAAGCGGGUCCUGCAGGAGCUCAAGUCCGUGCUGGGGUUCAGAGCCUCUGAGGCGGAGAGGCAGAAGUGGAAGCAGCUUCUGUUCAGUGAGCACGCUGUGUUGAAACCCUUGUGUCCUGUAGACGCAGAGAGGCAGAAGUGGAAGCAGCUUCUGUUCAGUGAGCACGCUGUGUUGAAACCCUUGUGUCCUGUAGACGCAGAGGAACCCCUAAGUAAUUCAGAGCCAUCAGUGAAUUCAGAUUUGGGAAAAGUCAGUCAAAAUGAUGCCGAAGCAGAAGCUAGUGCGCCCUCCGUGACUGACAGUGCGAUAAAUAGGACUGAGUACUCCUGCGGGACCCCUCCAGCUGGGGAGAAUGCGGCCAGUCCCGCAGGUGAGGCCCUCCCUGAGGCGAUGACGGGGGCCAGAGUGUCUAUCCAGGGUGACAGCGAGGCCGCGCCCAAGCCCCCUGCAGCAGCACAGUGCGUGCUGCCCCAGCGACUGGCCCGGCUGCAGCUCUCCCCAGAGCUCAGCUUCACUGCCGGCCUCGCCGCGCAGGCGGCUGACCGCUCUCUGUCCUUCACCACCAUGCAAGAGCAGACUUUCGGCGAUGAGGACGAGGAACAGGUGAUGGAAGAAAAGCGAGAGGAUCCAGAAGGACAGCAAGAACCCGGAUAUACGUGAAGCUGUCUUAGCUAGUACUUCCCAAGCGCUCUAGCUCCAGGAAUGGAAAGGGGAAAGCAGUAUGAAUUUACUAUAGACAGAGCUGUGAAUUCACAGAAAGAACCCUGGUUUGAACAACUGGUCUGAAAUUAGUAGUUACCUAUAAAUGGCAAAUCUUGUAGGAGAAUAAGAAAAAGGUAAGGGCUCCUUUGCUUAAACUGGCAUUUAUUUGUGGCACAACUGUUAAUCUUGGUAAUACUUUCAGUACUUUUAAUAAAAAUGAAUUUACUGUUUCUUGCCAGAAUUUGCUAACCUGGGGUGACCAGGAUAAUCCUCUUGCAAGAACAGGGCCGUUCAGUAUGACUUCUUUUUACUGUACCCUUGCAGUUAAGAACUGCAGCUAUUCUCAAGUUGUUUGUAUUUUAUUUUUUGUUUAUACCAACCUUCAAACAAGACACAGGCUCUGAAUAA
Molecule: messenger RNA, 2841 nt
Organism: Octodon degus (degu)
Lineage: Eukaryota; Metazoa; Chordata; Mammalia; Rodentia; Octodontidae
Gene: Vezt
Product: vezatin, adherens junctions transmembrane protein
Biological process (GO): cell-cell adhesion
Cellular component (GO): plasma membrane
Molecular function (GO): myosin binding
Source: RefSeq, a predicted model, not a curated record